Verticillium alfalfae VaMs.102 is the source of this 897-nucleotide messenger RNA. Its product is annotated as kes1. Gene Ontology annotation, cellular component: membrane; intracellular membrane-bounded organelle; cytosol. Gene Ontology annotation, molecular function: oxysterol binding. The transcript is spliced from 2 exons. Lineage: Eukaryota; Fungi; Ascomycota; Sordariomycetes; Glomerellales; Plectosphaerellaceae. The coding region runs from base 1 to 897 and encodes 298 amino acids. Gene Ontology annotation, biological process: piecemeal microautophagy of the nucleus; exocytosis; maintenance of cell polarity. The record is from RefSeq and is a predicted model, not a curated record.
AUGGAUUCCAAGCACAAGUCCUCGCGCAUCAAGGACCUGGUCCAGGUGAGUCUGGCGCACGGCCCCCACAGCAGUCUCAGGCCGGACAAUUCACCCGGAGACGGCCCCACUCUCCCCCGGCCCUCCCCUCCCCCCUUCCGGGUUCCCUCCGUCCACACGCUGACCGUGUCUCCUCAGUUCCUCGCUUCCACGCAGGGUGACCUCUCCAACAUUACAGCGCCUCCCAUGUUCCUCGCGCCGACGUCUGUUGUUGAAGUCGGCCGCUGCUGGGCCGAGCAUCCAGCCAUCUUUGCAGCGCCAGCCCUGGAGCCUGACCCAGCGCGGCGCGCCCUUCUCGUGCUGACGCACAUGCUGUCGUCGCUGCGGUCGCAGCUCUACAUCGCCGGAUCCCCGACCGUGUCCAUCAAGAAGCCCCUCAACGCCUUUCUCGGCGAGCUCUUCCUCGCGUCCUUCGUCGACGCGCCGGCCAAGGCGACGACGACGCUCGUCUCGGAGCAGGUCUCGCACCACCCGCCCAUCACAGCCAUGCACGUCUCGGACACGGCCAACGGCAUCCGCGCCGACGGCUACGCGCGCGUCGAAAUGUCCUUCUCCGGCACCGUCGACAUCCGCCAGGUCGGCCACGCCGUGCUGCACAUUGACCGCUACGCCGAGGACUACCUCAUCCCGCUGCCGGCCGUGCAGGUGCGCGGCUUCCUCGGCGGCCGCCUCUACCCGGAGAUCACGGGCGUCUACACCAUCCCGUCGUCGGGCGCCUACGUGUCGGAGAUUCGCUUCUCGGGCGCCGGCCUCUGCUGGGGCGGGCGCAAAAACGGCUUCACGGCUGUCGUCUUCCGCCGCGACGAUCCGCGCCGCGCCCCCAUCUACAGCCUCGAGGGCGUGUGUUCCGACGCGUGA